Nycticebus coucang (slow loris) is the source of this 1086-nucleotide messenger RNA. RefSeq names its product ALG14 UDP-N-acetylglucosaminyltransferase subunit (gene ALG14). NCBI's taxonomy places the organism in Eukaryota, Metazoa, Chordata, Mammalia, Primates, Lorisidae. Gene Ontology annotation, cellular component: UDP-N-acetylglucosamine transferase complex. Gene Ontology annotation, biological process: dolichol-linked oligosaccharide biosynthetic process. The transcript has 4 exons. The coding region runs from base 194 to 844 and encodes 216 amino acids. The record is from RefSeq and is a predicted model, not a curated record.
CAUUGCAGAGCACCCAUCUGUUGCCGCGAAGCCCGGGCUCCGCCCUCCGCUCCUAACCGCGCCCAGCCGGGUAAGCCCCGCCCACCAUGAGGUGCCCCUCCGUGUUCGAGUCUUCCGGCGCAUGUGGUGGUGAACUUUGACCGCUCGUCCGCUGCAAGUUCCAGGGAACAGCACGCAUGCGCCAUCUCCUCAAAUGGUGUAUGUCCUCAUGCUAGCUGCAGGAGCAGGGGCUGUGGCGGUGGUUCUAGUCCUGCGAUUAUGGAUGGUGCUUCGUACCCAGGACGUUUCUUCCCGGCAGUCUGUCAGUCUCUUGGUGGUAGCUGGGUCGGGUGGGCACACCACGGAGAUCCUGAGGCUACUUGAGUACUUGUCCAGUGCCUACUCACCUCGACAUUACGUCAUUGCUGACACUGAUAAAAUGAGUACCAAUAAAAUAAAUGGUUUUGAACUAUAUCAAGCUGAGAGAAACCCUAGUAACGCGACUACUGAAUACUACAUUCACCGAAUUCCAAGAAGCCGCGAGGUUCGGCAGUCCUGGCUCUCGGCGGUGUUCACCACCUUGCGCUCCAUGUUGGUCUCCUUUCCCCUUACUCUCCGGUUGAAGCCAGAUGUGGUGUUGUGUAACGGACCAGGAACAUGUGUUCCUAUCUGUCUAUCUGCCCUUCUUCUUGGGAUCCUAGGAAUAAAGAAAGUGAUCAUUGUCUACGUUGAAAGCAUCUGCCGUGUGGAAACUUUAUCCAUGUCCGGAAAGAUUCUGUUUCAUCUCUCGGAUUACUUCAUUGUUCAGUGGCCGACUCUGAAGGAGAAGUAUCCCAAAUCUGUGUACCUCGGGCGAAUUGUUUGACAAAUGUCAAUUUACUUUAGAAUUUUGCAGUCAAAAGUAGUAUUUACUAUAAGUGAAAGAAAAACCUACAUGUGUUUUGUAAAAGCUUCUGGAAGUCUUAAGAAUUAUUGAUGGUAAGGAAUCAAAAUAACUCAGUGAAGAAACCGAGGCUUCUCUUACAAAACAAACAUUAAUAAAUAGUAACCAUUAAAUGUUUAUGCCUCUGUACACCAGAUUUCUAGAUAAAAGUGUAUGUCACUCCC